Penicillium salamii is the source of this 2163-nucleotide messenger RNA. Lineage: Eukaryota; Fungi; Ascomycota; Eurotiomycetes; Eurotiales; Aspergillaceae. The record is from the annotation of a GenBank genome assembly.
AUGUCAAAUCCACAGCAUAGCCCGACGCAGGCUCCAUCACCCAAGCGAAGACGAGUCGCGCUAGCAUGUCAACAUUGCCGCGAGCGCAAAGUCCGCUGUGAUGGACAAAGACCAACGUGUGGUGCUUGUCUGAAGAAGGGAAUCACAGGUCAAGCUUGCGAGUAUCUGGUCAUUGCAGACACCGCCAAAUAUCAAACUGAAAAGGCCUACUUGCAUUCGUUACACUCCCACGUUGCAGAUUUGGGGGGAGCGCAACCGUCCAGGUCCCCUCGUCAGACUGAGCCCACUAAUCCAGCGCAGGACAGUCGAUCGGGACAAGGCUACUCUAUUGGAACCACAUUUCCCAUGUCACUCGCAGCUAUGGGAGCAGCUGUGCCAUGUACACCCGACACAACCUGCCAGGAUCAGUACUACGGACAAUCAUCUCUCGUGUCACUGGUUCAUCAAUAUGCACAAAGCUCACCUGGCCAGAAGUCUAUACAAUCCGGCAACCGUCAAGAUAUGGCGAGCAAUGCAUCACCGGAAUCAUCAAUGACUCGCCAUCAUGGAGCGCUCUCUCCAAACAUGGCCACCUUAAUUUCGGACGACUUCUCACUCCCACCAAGGCGAUUAGCGGACAGGCUACUCGACGUCUACUUCACUAACAACCAUAUCUUCUACCCAUGGGUACACAAAGAAAGCUUUAUGGUUACAUAUGAAAGUAUCUGGACGAAUAAAGCCAUCAACCCAGAAACUUUACUUCCAGACGUGGGUAUUGGCGGUAGGAAUUGCUCAUCAAGCGUGUUCCACUGUGCCUUAAACGCGAUGUUCGCCAUUGCUUGCGAAUUCUCUGACAUGGAGUCUCGCGAUAAACGCAAUUCCUCCAUGAUGUUUUACGAACGCAUGAAGAGCUUGAUGAACGUCGAUAUCCUCGAUAGUGGUAGUUUGGCUCACGUCCAAGCCCUUUUGAUGGUUUCGAUAUAUCUACAGUGCACGCCGCAUCCCAAGAGAUGCUGGAACGUUAUUGGUAUGGCGCACAGGAUGGCAGUAGGUCUUGGAUUGCACAAUCGUCGUCAAUUCAAGGGUAUUUCGGCUCUGGAGAAAGAGAUGCGAUGGCGAGCAUGGUGCGCAUGCGUGCAAAUGGACGUAAUAGUCAGCAUGACCACAGGUCGUCCACCCAUGACGCACAACUAUUCCCGAGUCCCAUUGCCCUCGCCGAUUGACGACAAAUACCUCGCAGUGAGCAAAGAAGGGACAAAACAACCGGACGGAAUUAUAUCCAGUAACGAAUUUUUACAUCAGAAUAUGAAACUUAUUGGGAUUCUGUGGAAGGUCCUAUUGACAGUAUAUCACAACGUUGACGAGCCGGCAGACGAAUUAUCCUCACCUGCGCCCGAAACCGACUUCAAAGCCAUAAUGGAGAUCGACCGAUCAUUGGAGGACUUUGAAGAGUCACUUCCGGAGGUCUUCACAUGGAAAUUCUCUAAUGCCCCAAGACCGCAUCGGACAUUCCGUCGUCAGUCAAAUGUUUUACAUGCCAGAUUUUUGCACCUGAAGCUGCUUUUAUACCGCCCUACAUUUAGCACGUAUUGCUCCAAUGGCAAAUCACGGACUGGCCAGUCAAAUUCCUGGACAGUUAUGUACCAACAAAAUGCAGCUGUGAGAUGCGUUCGAGCUGCCUGCGAUCUUAUCUUGUCUCUUUCAAAAGCAACGAUCGAAGAUUCAACAGGUGCCUGGUGGUAUGGAGUAUUCUAUCUCAUAAGUGCAGGCAUCGUUCUAGUUCUUGUUGAGUCAAGUGGUACCGAUUUUCCCGGCAUACCCCAGGAAGAACGGGAACACGCCUGGGACGAGUGCCUUGAGACUCUGAACAGAAUGGUCUCAGUACACCCAUCAGCCAGAGAUUAUCAUAUCGCUUUGCAUGAUCUUAGGAAAAGUCACACCACGCAAGUUCGUCAUGCAAACAAUGGCCCAGUGCAGUCACCAGCAAGUGAAGCACCUGCAGGUGACAUGGGAAAUGAACAGACAAACCAACUACCCUCUAGCAUGAUGCAGAGUGGGCAAAUGGAGUACGGCUUCCAGAGCCCAUUCUUUCAUAAUUGGGAUGCGGAUCUCGGUGAUAUCAUGCUCCCUGCCCAGUUUCUGCAGAAUCUUGACGAAGAACUGCUAUUGCCAAAUCUUUUUUAA